AUGCAGGCCAAGAGGCGCCCGACAGCCCCGCAGCAGGCCGCCACACAGCAGGGACACCAGAGCGUUUGCGCGGGAGAGCGGUGGGAACGCGAGGGAGCGAGCAGUGCCGUGCCGCGGGACCAGCGGCGCAUGUAUGGCCACAGCGACGUCCGGUUGGUUGACCUGGAGAGUGGCAAGGUUGAGACGCGCACUCCCAUGGACGCCAAGUGGUUUGGGGAGGGCCUGGUCAAAGUGGGGGACCUCCUGUACCAGAUCACCUGGCAGGGGCCGACGGGGUUCAUCUACUCCGCCAAAGACCUGAAGCAGGUGAACGCGCUGGGCGGGCGGGGGUGGGCACGGGUGCGCGAGUGA
Messenger RNA from Monoraphidium neglectum, 351 nucleotides. RefSeq names its product catalytic, putative. NCBI's taxonomy places the organism in Eukaryota, Viridiplantae, Chlorophyta, Chlorophyceae, Sphaeropleales, Selenastraceae. Bases 1 to 351 code for a protein of 116 amino acids. Gene Ontology annotation, molecular function: glutaminyl-peptide cyclotransferase activity. The transcript is spliced from 2 exons. The record is from RefSeq and is a predicted model, not a curated record.